GGGGCGGUGAGGGGAAACCCCCCCCUUCCCCCCACAAGCACCACAACAAAUGGCGGGCAAGUCGGGCAAGCAGAGUGGCGGGAGGCCCGGCCGCGAGGAGCUGCGGCAGGAGGACGUCCUGCAAGCGGUGCUGCUGGCGGACAGCUUCGACCAGCGCUUCGGGCCCGUGACGAGAGACGCGCCCAGGGCACUCUUACCUCUGGUGAACGUGCCCAUGAUCGACUAUGCUCUGGAGAUGCUCACGGCCGCCGGUGUCCAGCAGACGUUCGUCUUCUGCUGCUGGAAAGCGGAGGAAGUCAGAGCGUACAUCAGCAAUUCGCGGUGGAGUGCGCCGGGGUCGCGCAACGUGGUGCGCGUGCUGAGCUCGGAGACGUUCCGCUCGCUGGGCGACGUGCUGCGCGACGUGGACGCCAAGACGCUGGUGCGCUCCGACUUCCUGCUGGUGCACGCCGACCUCGUGUGCAACGCGAGCCUCAAGAGCGCCCUGCAGCAGCACAAGCAGCGGCGCGAGCGAGAGAGGAACGUGUCGGUGAUGACCAUGGUGUUCCGCGAGUGUCGACCGGGCCACCGCGCCCGCACUCGCCACGACGAUGUCGUGGUGGCGGCGGACGCGUGCACGGGGCGCGUGCUGCACUACCAGCGUGCCGCGCCGGGGAAAAUCCGCCUGCCGCUGCAUAUCUUCCAGGGCGGUAGCGGCGAGGUAGAGGUCAGGCACGAUCUCCUCGACUGCCACAUCAGCAUCUGCUCGCCGCAGGUGGCCGAGCUCUUCACAGAUAAUUUCGACUACCAGACGAGGGAUGAUUUCGUCCGCGGGAUCCUUGUCAACGAAGAGAUUCUCGGGAACCAGAUCCACAUGGUGUGCCUGCGCGACUCAUACGCGGCGCGUGCGUCCAGCCUCUACGCCUACCAUGCCGUGAGCUGCGACAUCGUGCGCCGCUGGCCCUGCCCCUUCACGCCCGAAGUGAUGGUGCCGUCGGCGGGAUGCGGGGACGGCUACGCACUGGCGCGCCACAACGUGUACCGUGCGCCCGGCGUGUCGCUGGGGCCCGGCAGCCUCGUGGAGGGUGACUCGGUGAUGGGACAGGACACGACGAUCGGCGCCGGCUGCCACAUCACACGCACCGUCAUCGGCCGCAGAUGCAGCAUCGGUAGCAACGUGCGCCUGGAAGACGCGGUCUUGUGGGACAACGUGACGAUCGCCGACGGAGUCGUGGUGUGCGGCUCCCUCGUGUGUAGCGGCGCCUCCAUCCGGCACAACGUGCGCGUGCUUCCACGCUGCGUCAUCUCCUAUGGGACGGUGGUGGGCCCUGAUGUCUCCCUGCCCGAGGGGACGGCCAUCUCCUUGCAUGUCCCACGCGAUGCCGACGACGACGAUGACUACGACGAGUUCAGCGAGGAGGAAUCGUCUGACCAGGUCAAGGCACCAUCCAAGGACAAAGGCUACAAUCCAGCGGAGGUGGGGUCGGAGGGCAAAGGCUAUGUCUGGAACCUGAUUAGCCGGGGCGAAGCCAAGGAAGAUGAUGCGGACGCGCUCGCAGACGACGUAUGGGGCCUGUCCCUGGAGGAGGUGCCGGAGGAGGAGAGUGAGGAGGAGAGUGAGGAUGAGUCUGGCAGUGACGUGUGUGAUGGGAAAAUGUCUCCACCGCCAGACGACACGAAGAUGUUCUACAACGAGGUGCUUGACAGCCUGCAGCGGGGGGCCGAGGAGAAUGUGUCAUGCGACAACCUCGUACUGGAAAUCAAUUCGUCUAAGUACGCGUACAAUGUGAGCCUCAGGGACGUGAUGCAGGCGCUGACCCGCGGAGCGGUGGAUGUGGUGCUGGGGCGCACGAGCAAGAUGGUGCAAGCGUCCGAGUUCAUGAAAGCUCUCAAGCCUCUGCUGGUGCAGUGGACGCCGCUGUUCCGUAACUACGUGAAGCGUCUGAGCGACCACAUGGAUGUGCUGGCCGUGCUGGAGGAAGCGGCGUUCGCUGUCCCGCAGGUGCACGCCGCCCUCGCCACGAUCCUGAUGACGAUGUACGAAGAGGAGGUGCUGGAGGAGGAAGCCAUCAUGAGGUGGUUCACUCAGACUGAUUGCUCGGAGAAAGCCCGGCAGUUGCGGCAUUUGCCUUCGAUCCAGAAGUUUGUACAGUGGCUACGAGAAGCUGACGAGGAGUCAAGCGACGAGAACUAAAUAUCAAUCGGUAGCACGUCAAAGUUUCAUCCGCCGCCGUCCCCUCUCUUUACAAAAAGGGACAAUGGAACUGGCCCUACACCAUCUUCUUCAGGGCCUCCAACGCUGCACGGCAUAGGCCCAAACCAUGCAACACGCGUGGAUUGGAGCGGCCAAGCCUGCCCUCUUAAUUUUGACAAUUUUUUUUUUAAACAAACGCGCUUCAUCCCUUUGGCAGAUGUUUUAUGAUUCGCGAUGUUGCUGCCUGUAGCGAUGGUUAAUAUAGUAAUAAAUAACUUUUGGAGAGUUGUGGCCAAACAAUUAAAGUCAGUGUUGUGUACUGAUUUCUAAUAAGUGCUGAGAUCUUUCUGGUUUUGCAUGGUGCAGUCUUACGUGCGGUAUUCUGCAAAUCCAGGCUCAAAAUAUGCUCCAAAUUUGUGGCUUCAGAAACAAGGAUUUUGGGCUCCCAACCCUUAUAAUCCAGGUUCUGUCAACCAAGCUCCGGAUUCCUGACUCCAGGAAUCUAAACCAGUAGUUGCCAAACUCCCUGACCCGACAAACCACAUACAAAACAUGGAAUGCAACCAAGAGCUACAAGACACGUGGUCAACGGACUGGUUUGCUCGUGCUGGUUGGCUCUGGAGUUUUGAAUAAAAAAAACUUAUCUUCUGGAGCAGUUGUGUCUGGCUCUGUUGUCCAGGAGAAAAGUGCCCUUGGCUGCUCUGGCCUCGGAAGAUUUUUCCUGCUUCAAAUAAAAUUCCGUUAUCUCUUUCGAGCGGCACUUUGAACAGCCCGGGAUGCACAUGCGUCCUUGGGAACCGUGUUUUGGCAACGCCUGAUAACGAUUGUAAUCCAGGCUGGAAACAAACUGGCUCCAGUUACCGCUCGCACCCAGGGCAUUGCGCCUACAAUAUCCUCACAUUCAUUCGCAAUCUCUCUCCGCCAGUAAAAAAAAAUCUAAUGCCCAGAGUGGAUCACCAUGUUCACCAUUCAGUGCCACGGGUGGAGACAAUUGUCCCAGAAGCGUCCUGUGACUAGAGUGGUGGAUUCUUAAAGGAACGCGUUUCCUCCAUCUCUUAUUUUCAACUCGAACCACAGCGAUGAUGUGCGUGAGCUGUUUCCCAUGGUACCAUCAAGUUUCUGAGACUGCCUCUGUAGGUCGUUUCAGUAUUGUUAUGUUAUCUAUGGGGUUUUCUGCGUGCAUUUUGCCUCUUUUUCCCACAAUUCAUAACAAAGUUUGGUACUCUAAACAUAAAUUUGGCUUAACAUUCUGAGUACGACCCCUCCUUUUGGAAUGUAUUUUUGACAAACGAGGCAAUCCUGGAAUAACAUUUCAACGUAAGGGUUUUAAGCGAUCACGUGCGGCCGCGUAGCGCAGAGGUGUUCUGUUUGGAUUGCACUUUGUAAAUGUGUCGAGCGGAUCAAUGUCGCACUGCCUACACGGCGAAUAAACAAGCGUAAAGAGCAAAA
This is a messenger RNA of Petromyzon marinus (sea lamprey), 3622 nucleotides long. It is a transcript of the gene EIF2B5, whose product is annotated as eukaryotic translation initiation factor 2B subunit epsilon. Gene Ontology annotation, molecular function: translation initiation factor activity; translation initiation factor binding; guanyl-nucleotide exchange factor activity. Gene Ontology annotation, cellular component: eukaryotic translation initiation factor 2B complex. NCBI's taxonomy places the organism in Eukaryota, Metazoa, Chordata, Hyperoartia, Petromyzontiformes, Petromyzontidae. The record is from RefSeq and is a predicted model, not a curated record. Gene Ontology annotation, biological process: biosynthetic process.